Molecule: messenger RNA, 504 nt
Organism: Aspergillus luchuensis
Lineage: Eukaryota; Fungi; Ascomycota; Eurotiomycetes; Eurotiales; Aspergillaceae
Exons: 1
Coding region: 1-504 (167 amino acids)
Source: RefSeq, a predicted model, not a curated record
AUGGCACCGCCACUUCCCAAGGAAGCGCUGUCAAAAGAUGAGAAGGUCGCUUCCAUUGGCCUGGCCGCCGAGGCAUUCCGGCCCCUGAUGCGCGAGUUGCAGCAGCUGGAUGAUCAAAACCCAGUCCUUGCAGAGCAAGCCGCGCGACUGGUGGCCCUCUUCCGGCGCCUCUGGGAAUCGUACGUCGCGCAGCAUGCCGAGAGCUCGCGCCUCGAGAAGGAAAUCAGUCAGAUGCAGAUCGCCCACGCCUGCCUUGUCGACGAAAACACCCAGUUGAACCGUCGCUGCCAGGACGAGGAGGCCCGCUUGUGCCACUUUCGAGCAGCGAUCCAAAAAUUACGGAAAGGUGUGAUUGACGUGUUUGAAAAGUGGGAGAAUUUCCAGAUGACGGAAGCUCCGGCAGCGGGCGGUGCGGACGGACCGACGCAGGAGGAGGAGAACGUGGCAGUCAUUGUGUCCGCCGUGCAUGCCCAAGGGGACCAAGGCACCAGCGCUUCACAAUAG